Thamnophis sirtalis is the source of this 1042-nucleotide messenger RNA. The record is from RefSeq and is a predicted model, not a curated record. NCBI's taxonomy places the organism in Eukaryota, Metazoa, Chordata, Lepidosauria, Squamata, Natricidae.
AUGAGAGGUUCAAGAUGGGAAACUUCAAUCAAGAAAAGUUGAAUUAGGUGAACAAGCACUUUUCAUAGUACUUAAGACUAUACAGACCAUAGUAGUAUCCUUUGAUCUUAGUUCACUCCUCCACAAGCAGUUUUGGGGGGAGAUUUCCUGUUUCACCCCUGCCUGCUUUCCUGUAUGUUUUUACUUCCCGUUGCCUGUGGUUACUUUAUUGAUGAGUGCACUCUAGAAGGAGUUAUAAAGUCACAAUGCAAGCUGAUCUUUCUCAGAUUUAGUUUCUCUCCUCUUCCUGCAAGGUAGAAAGAAUGUGAACUUGAGAAGAUGGCAACGCCAAACCUGAUUGCGUACACCUACUUUUUUAUCUUCCUUCCUUUUACUUCUUCAGAAAGUGGCUCUGGGUCCGAAACACCUAUAGGAUAUGGUACUUGUGCAGACGAUGAGCAAGAAAACAGCUUCAAGUGUUUCUUUCAAAUGCUAGGACUGCUAACCAAUUUCUUAAUUUGUGAGGCUACUGGGACAGAGGUGAACCUGAAUGAGGCAAACGCCCAUUUUUCUGUGUAUGGGACUCAACCCCGGUCCUGCUUCAUGAAAAAUCCCCUUGUCGCCAAUUGUUCUAUAUACAGCACUGAUCUGAUUGGUUCUUUGGACAUUUGCUUGACAAUAACUUUGACCAAUCCUUGCAAAAAUUGCCAGAAAUUGAAAGCUGUUCAUUGGGUUAAACCUGAAGCACCUUAUGGUCUAAAUAUCACCUACCAGGAACAAGCACAUGAGUAUCUUGUUCAAUUCUCAACGCCACAUAUGGCAAACUCAUUCCUUAAAGACAAAUUAAUACACCAGUUAGCCUACCGACAAGAAAAUACAGACUGGACUACCACCGAAUCUGAUUUUGUUAGAUUAAAACUUCUGGGGCAGUUAUUUGAGCCAAAUGUAAUGUAUGAGAUGAAGGUUCGGUCAAGGCCCAAUGGAGAUUAUUUCGGAGGCUACUGGAGUGACUGGAGUUCAUCCCAAAAUUUCACCACUUCAGCCAGAACAUCAAGCGGAAUAA